Molecule: messenger RNA, 1578 nt
Organism: Seminavis robusta
Lineage: Eukaryota; Bacillariophyta; Bacillariophyceae; Naviculales; Naviculaceae
Source: the annotation of a GenBank genome assembly
AUGUUGUGGAAUUUCGAUCUUUCCGAAUGGUUUCCUGCUCAUCAAGGACGUUUCUCAAGGGCCAUCCUGCUGUGUGUCAAUUUGGCAAUUCUCUUCACGUCAGUAGAUGGUAGCGGUACCAGUGAACCUCAGAAUCAGCAAUCCUUGCAAGUCAUUGACCUGAAUGCGGAAAGCAUGAAACAGCAUCGUUGGUUGGCUCCCAUCAGCGGCUAUGUCCAAUUUGGUUUUAAUCUUGCAGGGGAUACCGAUCUUGCAUUGUUUGGAAGCUAUGUGGCCAUAGACGAGGCAGGGACAACAAUAGCAGUCCAUGAAAGGGGAACUGACACUGUUCGUGUCUAUGAGAUUGCUGCCAAUAUACCGGUAUGGACCCCAAAAGGUCAAGACUUGACAGGUUUUCCUCAUUUACCUUUUCGAAGUGGUUUUACAGUUGCCAUAUCAAGAGAUGGCAGCAUUGUUGCUGUCAGCUCUUCUGCCAAUGAAGUUGUUGUGGUGUUCCAAUAUAACAGCAGCUCAGAAAUGUGGUUGCAAAGAGACAGUACAAUUGUUGGUGUUGAGUUGGAUGGCUCGCCAAUUUUCUCCUUUGGUUGGGCCAUUUCUCUGUCAGCAGAUGGAGACAAAGUGGUAGUUGGGGCUCCUCUUUAUGAUACCCCAACCAACCUUCAACUUGGGUUUGCAACAACCUACUUCUGGGAUGGCACUGACUGGCAGCGAGAGCAAUAUGACGACCCUAAUGAUCUCUCUGCUUUUGUUUCUGGAUUGUAUGGACCAAAUGCAUUGGCACAGAUGGGGUGGUCUGUAGCAUACUCUGGAGAUGGCAACUGGUUUGCUGUUGGAAUGCCUGGAUCUGGACCCUCUGAUUCUGACUCUACAAGGUUUGGUGAAUGCCGUGUUUAUGCCAGUGAUGGCAUACUCAACCAAAAUUUUGUUGAUGGUGGAGCCAUGUUUGGGUCCACCAUCUCUGACAAUUUUGGCUAUUCGGUGGCUCUAAACUACGAUGGCAGCAUUGUUGCAGUCAGUUCUCCUCGGUUUGAUCUGCUUGCUGCUACCCAAAUUGGCAAGGUGCAAGUCUUUCAAAGAGCUGAUGAAUUAUGGGUCCAAUUGGGAAGUGAUCUCAUUGGAGAUGAACAAGGAGAUAGAUUUGGGUUCUCUAUUGAUCUAUCCAAUGAUGGCAAAACCCUUGUUGCUGGAUCUGCAGUCUCUCGUGGUUAUGUUCGCAUCUACAAGUUUGACGGCACUGAUUGGGUCCUUCAAGAGAUCAGCAGAAUGCAAGGUUUUGAUAUUGAUGGAAUUGGGGCAACUGAUGAGUUGGGAUAUAGUGUUGCUGUUUCUGGAGAUGGGACAAAAGUCCUUGUUGGAGCACCUUUUUAUGAUGAGUCAGGUCAAGAUAAUGGUCUUAUCCAAACGUGGAGACAAACUGACUUUCCCACGUUUUCUCCUAUCCUGAAUCCUUUGCCUCAAGUUGGCAACCUAGGCACCACCGGAACUGGUGGAAGCCCUGCAGAGGACAAUUUUGUUAGCAGGGCAUUCGCUUGGUGGAAGGGUGCUAUCGCCUAUUUGGAAGAAUUUUUGUUCAAUUGA